CGUGGUGGAUGUUUCAAACCGUCACUGUUUCCCCUGGUGGAUGUUUCUUCUUCUUUCUCAAAAUCGAAAAUUCUGUAUAUAACCGCUUAAUCAUCUUCACAAGGUAAGUGCUUAAGCUCAGCUCAACAAAAUGGCGUCGUUUUUGACUCUCCCUGCUGUUUCUCCUCGUCUCAUUCCCACCGUUUUAUCUCUCAAACGACCCUUCACUCACACUCCACCUACCUUGCAUUUCAAAAAUCACAGAUUUGCAGUUAGCUGCAGUUAUGCAGGAGGAGGUGUUGGUAGUUUUGAAUCGUCGACAUCAACUAUAGAUGUUGUGGCUGAUGUUAAAAGCGAAAAGAUUGUUGUCUUGGGAGGCAAUGGGUUUGUUGGUUCUGCUAUAUGCAAGGCAGCAGUAUCCAAGGGCAUAGAAGUCAUUAGCUUGAACAGGUCAGGACGUCCUACUUACUCAGAUUCAUGGAUAGAUCAGGUUACUUGGAUUUCAGGAGAUGUUUUUUAUGUAAACUGGGACGAAGUACUUCCUGGAGCUACUGCAGUAGUCUCAACCCUUGGAGGUUUUGGUAGCGAGGAACAAAUGAGUAAGAUUAACGGCGAGGCUAAUGUUGUGGCUGUAAAUGCUGCAAACGAAUACGGAAUUCCCAAAUUCAUAUUGAUCUCAGUUCAUGACUAUAAUUUACCAUCGUUUUUACUUUCUUCGGGGUACUUCACAGGAAAGAGAAAAGCAGAAUCUGAGGUUCUAUCCAAAUUCCCUAGUUCAGGUAUUGUCUUAAGACCAGGCUUCAUAUAUGGGAAAAGGAGAGUGGAUGGUUUUGAGAUUCCCUUGGAUUUAGUAGGGGAGCCAGCUGAAAGAAUUCUAAAAUCAGUAGAGAACUUCACAAAACCAUUAAGCGCGCUACCUGCUUCUGAUCUACUUUUGGCUCCACCUGUUAGUGUUGAUGAUGUUGCAUUGGCGGUUAUCAAUGGUGUUACAGAUGAUGACUUCUUUGGUGUUUUUACAAUUGAUCAGAUCAAGGAAGCUGCUGAUAAGGUAAGGGUAUAAUCCACGUACAUGUCUGGUGUCAUACUAGGUAAAGUAGACCAAAGUCUGCAAUUGCAAAUAGUACAAAGGGAGUGAAAAAUAUGAGGUUAUUUUUUUCCUUGUUGAAUCUUUAGUUUAUUACUCAGCAGUAUUUGAAGUUCCUCUUAUCUUAGGGGAACAAUGACUGCGAGGGGGAAAUUAUGUUAAAAUAUAUUAAAUUAAAUAACCGAUGUCUAUAUCUUUUUUCUGCCAUACAAGUGUUAUUAGUUAAUAUUGUUUAUGAUUAUGGUUAUUAAA
Molecule: messenger RNA, 1315 nt
Organism: Medicago truncatula (barrel medic)
Lineage: Eukaryota; Viridiplantae; Streptophyta; Magnoliopsida; Fabales; Fabaceae
Exons: 7
Coding region: 131-1039 (302 amino acids)
Cellular component (GO): mitochondrion
Molecular function (GO): protein-containing complex binding
Source: RefSeq, a predicted model, not a curated record